UGCAAGCAUAGCCAAAGCCAAGUGUUUACUAUUUUAAAUAGGUUGUUUUUCUUGUUGUGAUUCUUAUGAAGUAGCCUAAUAAAUUUUGUGUAUAUAUAAAACAUAGAUAAACGUAUUAAUUAUGGAAAUAAUUAAAAAAAUGGGCUGCAUCAAACCCAAUAGAUUAGCAGUUAAAGUGACCGAUGAGAAGCGUUCACGAAAAGUGGGUUUGGUCGUUACUAGUCUAACUGAUCUAAAGAAAAAAUCGCAUGAUGUAUUCAAGGUACUAGCGGAUUCACACAAUUUGGAUUCACUAUUUGUUGCUUUAGAAGAUGGGACCGAAGUUUCCGAUGAUGGAUACCUGUUUUCUCUGGCGCACAAUACACUGUUAAUACUUUUUCAAGUAAAGGCAGGUGUGCUCAUUUAUCCAGGUUCUUUGCAACAAACAAUGGAAAGAUACCUAAAUGCUUUGCAUGAUCUCCAAAAAUUUAAUUCUGAAGAAGUCGUGAUGUUUAUUGAAAAUAAUAUGGACGAAAAACUAAAAUUGACUUGGCAAUAUGUCACAACACUUUCCUCAACUAAAAGCCAUUUCAGUUCUAUAUCAGAUCACCCAGAGUGGUUUACUGGAUGUAACAAAUUGGUAACUACAAAGGAAGAAUAUUUCAGAAAAUGUGCCCAGGGUAGAAUAAGAAGCUAUUUGCGAGACGCACGGAAUAGGCUGUCACACAGCAAACUUUCGCUUAGUCCAAUCGAAAAACUGAAGACCUGUUUGGAAGAAAAGAAAUAUUUCGCCUGCUAUUUUGACCGGACAGACAGAAGUCAAGACCGAUUAUGUGACUCUAAAGGGGAAUUCCAGUGCCAGGGCCAGUACAACAAACCUAUCUGUCAAAACAACCAUUGGAUCAAUCCUUACGACAACGCAGAGAGCCGUAUCUUAUUUAGCACAUGGAAUUUGGACCACGUUAUCGAACGAAUAAAAAUAAUAACAGAUCUCUGUUCUCAAAUCCGUUGCAAUAAUGGAUGCGACCAUUUAAAAUAUUUUGAUCUUCUCUUCUCAAGAAAAAAUUUGAAACUCGUCCAUAAGAACUGCCAUGUGAUUGGACCCCACACAGAGUGCCAAAUUGCUUAGAUUUCUUUGUAUCCUGAAGAUGACUCCAUUUUAUUAACUGUCUUUAGAGUAUUAUAUCGAAACUUCAAAAGUUUAAUGAUCGUGCUUUAAAUACAUUACUGAAUUUAUGGCUCUCUUGAGCCAGCUAUUUGAA
This is a messenger RNA of Daphnia magna, 1241 nucleotides long. RefSeq names its product DNA fragmentation factor subunit beta (gene Drep4). The transcript has 3 exons. Gene Ontology annotation, molecular function: DNA endonuclease activity. The coding region runs from base 122 to 1108 and encodes 328 amino acids. Lineage: Eukaryota; Metazoa; Arthropoda; Branchiopoda; Diplostraca; Daphniidae. The record is from RefSeq and is a predicted model, not a curated record. Gene Ontology annotation, biological process: apoptotic DNA fragmentation; apoptotic process. Gene Ontology annotation, cellular component: nucleus; cytoplasm.